AUGGCCCUCCUAAUCCAUCAUGACGCUGUCCAUGCAGCCACACCUUACUAUGGACCAGCUCCAACCCCAGACUAUGGCGGUACGGCUCCAGGAGCGCAUCGCCCAUCUCAUUUCUUGGGCAGUCGCACUGUCCGCGACACCUGGAUCGCGCUCUGGGUCAUGUGGCUACUCUGGGCGUUGCUCUUGCACCUUCUUGGUCCUCCACUCGCAGUCGAAGCAGAGGGUGCCGAACGAGUGGUGACAGCCUCCAGUCAAGUGGUUCCCGAAGAUGGUCCGUACGAUAUCACCAGGGAUGGUGGUGGUGGUCUGCCUGGGGAAAGUGUUCCUGUGGCAUCGCCUGCGCUUCGUCCUGCACCGCGACCAAAGAACUUUUUCGGACGCGCUGUUGACAACAUUGUCUGGCGUCGCGGGUCUUUGUUCUCAUCGCAAGCUGGACCUAUGUAA
This is a messenger RNA of Gamsiella multidivaricata, 444 nucleotides long. RefSeq lists its product as uncharacterized. The record is from RefSeq and is a predicted model, not a curated record. NCBI's taxonomy places the organism in Eukaryota, Fungi, Mortierellomycota, Mortierellomycetes, Mortierellales, Mortierellaceae. The transcript has 3 exons. The coding region runs from base 1 to 444 and encodes 147 amino acids.